Molecule: messenger RNA, 528 nt
Organism: Oikopleura dioica
Lineage: Eukaryota; Metazoa; Chordata; Appendicularia; Copelata; Oikopleuridae
Source: the annotation of a GenBank genome assembly
AUGGGAAACCAAAGCAGUAACGAGGCUCAUGCAGAGAACUGGCGAUUGAAAGAAGAAAAUAGCAAUUUAAAAGAGGAAAACCAAAAAUUGCAGCAACAAGUCAACGAGCUUCAGACGACUCUCAAAAGCACGGAAAAUUUGGUCAGUGAUCUGAACGACUUGGUCUGCGAUGCAUAUUCUACGAGAAAUCAGCCGAUUCCCAUGCAAACUCAAAAUAGAUUCAUGACGUAUAUGAUGACUUCUCAAAAUUCCCGGACUAGGCAACGUGACCUAGAGAAUGAAAUCGCUCAAUUGCGGCAGUCUAGGACUAGAGUUGGGAAUGAAGCUCUUGCUCUUAGACAAAAUUUGGACAGAUUAGAAAGCUGUAUCAUUUGUACAGAACCCUAUGACGAUGAAGAUCACUUCCGAGUUGCGCUAAAACCAUGUGGUCAUAUUCUAGGAAAAAGCUGUCACGAAGACUGGGGAACUGGCAGAUGUCCGUAUCAUUGCAAUGGAAUCGACGGCCACUUACGAGUUUAUCUCAGCUAG